Molecule: messenger RNA, 2019 nt
Organism: Mustela erminea (ermine)
Lineage: Eukaryota; Metazoa; Chordata; Mammalia; Carnivora; Mustelidae
Gene: RIPK3
Product: receptor interacting serine/threonine kinase 3
Exons: 9
Coding region: 146-1846 (566 amino acids)
Biological process (GO): protein phosphorylation
Molecular function (GO): JUN kinase kinase kinase activity; ATP binding
Source: RefSeq, a predicted model, not a curated record
GGUAGGAGAGCAACCAGGCAGUCGGAAGUCAGAAGCCCUGCAGUGACAUAGAGAUUGACCCCUCUGAAGACCCCCUGCCCCUCUCCGCCACAAACCCCGCUCCCAGAAGUCACUCCUUCCCUGUGGACUUGCACUUUCCAGCCCGAUGUCUAGCGGCAAGUUAUGGCCCAGCAGUACCCCAGCCUCUCUGGUGUCUGUCAAAGAAUUGGAGAACCCAAAGUUCAUCGGUGCAGGCAGGUUCGGGGUGGUGUUCCGGGCGCGACACAGGACGUGGGGUUUAGAUGUGGCUGUCAAGAUCUUGAAGGGGAAGGCGAUAUCCAGGGAGAUGAAAGCCAUGGCAAGUCUGCGUAACCAGCACAUACUGCUCCUGCUGGGGGUCACCCAGGAGCUCCAGUGGGAAUCCACCUGUGGGCCAGCUCUGGUGAUUCAGUUCAUGGAAAAUGGUUCCGUGGCAGGGCUGCUGCAGCCCCACUGUCCUCGGCCCUGGCCUUUCCUCUGCCGCCUGCUGCAGGAGUUGGUACUGGGGAUGUGUUAUCUGCACAGCCAGAACCCCGUGCUCCUACACCGGGACCUCAAGCCCUCCAACGUCCUGCUGGACUCAGACCUGCACGCCAAGCUGGCAGAUUUUGGCCUGUCCACAUUUCAGAGAGGCUCAAGGUCAGGGGCUGACUCCCCAGAGCCAGCCUACUUGGCCCCUGAACUGUUGUCUGAUGUAAACCGAAAGGCCUCCAUGGCUAGUGAUGUCUACAGCUUCGGGAUCCUAAUGUGGGCAGUGCUAGCUGGAAGAGAAGCUGAAACAGUGUCUGGGACAUCACUUGAGCAGGAAGCAGGGUGUGAGAGGCAGAUUCGGCCCCCGCUGACCAAGCUACCCCAACCCAGCGCUGAGACUCCUGGCUUGGCAGGACUGAAGGAGCUAAUGCAACACUGUUGGAGCCAGGAGCCCAAGGACAGGCCCUCCUUCCAAGAAUGCCGACCAAACACCGAGGAAGCCUUCAACCUGGUAAACAAGGAGAUAGAUGCCGCAGUCUCCACAGUGAGUGUCCAAUGCCACCCCCCCCCAACCCAGGAGCUGGGCAAGGAUGGCGUGACAUGGCUCCCUUGGCCACACGAUGCCUCCUCACUGGCCACUGUUCUUUGUGCCUUAUUCUUUGUCCUCACUCUCCCCACCUCAGCACUGAGUUCCCAGGUAAUAGAUUAUGGACCAAGACACUCCUCUCUUGGGUUUAGGCUGCUUCUCCCACCUCCCUGCCCAGAAAGCUUCUUAUUGUCCUUGCAGGUGAAGCAAUUCCUGCAUGAAAACCAGGGCAGCAACAGGAUGUCAUCUUCGCCUAAGCCAGGCCCAGAAGGGACAGAAACGGAAGGCCCUAGGGGAACCACAGGAAGCCAUGACAUCAUAGCCACGGAGAUGCUAAACAAACUAAAUCUGAAGGAGUUCCCCAGCUCUGUUCCUAAAAAAUGUACAAACCUUCCCAAGGGGAUCAGGGCACAGGGAGACAAGGUUCAGCCUGCCAAGAUAGCAGGGAUGCCUUUCGAUUCAACAGCCCCAUCUCCCCAGACUCCAGAGACCUCACCUUUAAGAAAUUGGGUACCCAGCGCCAAGUUGGCUUGGACCCCAGGUUCCGGACCUGCAGGGAAUCAGGGGGCUGAGAGACGUAGCACCAACUGGUCUCCCAGGGCACCACAGCCCAAUCCAAUACCAGGUAACCCUGUUACCAUACAUGACAGCCACGCGGUGCAGGUGGGAGACAACAACUACUUGGUUAUACAAGAAGGAACUGCUUUGCCAAGGCAAGGCCUGGCGCCCUGGGGCAUGGGUCGAGGCUGGCCGCGUGCCCCACACAAGUAGGUUGGAAAGGAGAGCCACAAGAACCAAGAAGCCUGGAGCAGGCUGGUGGCAGGGCCAGUAUGAUGCAACUUCUGAGCUACCUCUUGGAUGUGAGGUAAUUAGCUGAGACUUUCUUUGAAGGCCAGCUGAUUUGUGCACACGGAAGUCAAUAAACAUGAUGGAUUUUUUUUUAA